AUGCCUUCUCUCAAAGUACCUAGUGUACGGGCAAGAACAGCGAUCCCAGACUUGCGAUUCGAGCAAACAUUUAUGAAUGCGGUUCGGAAAGAAGCCAUUGCACGCCAUGGAAUAACAGCUAAGACUCAGGACAGUUCUGACGGAAAGGUCAAGAUUACUGCUGGUGUUGUAUGUAAAGUUAUUUUACGAGACGUGUUUCUCAUGCCUUUUGUACAGGGAAUCCUAUGGACCAGCGUUUUGAUAGCCAUGCGACCUUGGCUCUCGAACGCUACGAGAAGCGGCCAAAGGCUGGGUCGUUACAUAUACAGAACAAUUUUGGGCAAAGAUCUUGUGCCGAAACGAGCCUAG
This is a messenger RNA of Lachancea mirantina, 348 nucleotides long. NCBI's taxonomy places the organism in Eukaryota, Fungi, Ascomycota, Saccharomycetes, Saccharomycetales, Saccharomycetaceae. The record is from the annotation of a GenBank genome assembly.